Molecule: messenger RNA, 261 nt
Organism: Heterobasidion irregulare TC 32-1
Lineage: Eukaryota; Fungi; Basidiomycota; Agaricomycetes; Russulales; Bondarzewiaceae
Exons: 1
Source: RefSeq, a predicted model, not a curated record
ACACCUUAUGAGUUCUGGACUAAUAGUCGUGUUUCUGACAUCUUGUAUCUCAGGAUGUUUAAAUACAAAGCAUUUGUGCAUAUCUCUGAUAAUAAACAUCAAAAGCUCAAUAUAUUAGCAACCAUUGUGAUGUUUAUUGGGUAUGAACCUAAUACCAAGGGUUAUUGGUUCUGGAAUAAGACCAUCCACUUAGUUGUUGUAUCUCAUGAUGUAACCUUUGACAAAUCCUUUUUUCCACACAAACCACUUGAGAAUAUAUAG